Messenger RNA from Aedes albopictus (Asian tiger mosquito), 10790 nucleotides. It is a transcript of the gene unc80, whose product is annotated as protein unc-80 homolog. Gene Ontology annotation, biological process: monoatomic cation homeostasis. Gene Ontology annotation, molecular function: monoatomic cation channel activity. The transcript is spliced from 36 exons. Gene Ontology annotation, cellular component: cation channel complex; axon. Lineage: Eukaryota; Metazoa; Arthropoda; Insecta; Diptera; Culicidae. The coding region runs from base 665 to 10546 and encodes 3293 amino acids. The record is from RefSeq and is a predicted model, not a curated record.
UGGUCUAAAUGAAAACAAAUCUUAAAGUCAGCAUCCCUCGUGUUGUAAACAUGGAAACGAAAAUCAAAUUCGGUAUCCGAAGAUAUCUCGGCUCGCCGGUUCACCAUGGAAACCUUCCGAGCCGGCCGAAAUGGAUUUAGUUCUUUCCCUCUACCGGAACUACUGACAACAUCCUUCUUCUGCACUACUCAUUUUACGAAAACAAACUGGUAUCCUAGCAAUGUCCUCCAGCCUCCCAUCAUCGAACGGAAAAAUGCCGGUAGUAAACAACCCGAAUCAACCAUGUGCUCGUUCGGUUUUAUGAAUGAAAGCACGUGGCAUUGUUUACCAACAAAAUGAGCCGAAGCCAGUGCGCAUACUCGGCUUUGUUGCAACUUUCGCGGAAAAAUUCCGAAAUCUGAAAGAUAAACGACGCCAGUUUCCAUCAGGGUUUUCCAUGGCCUUUUCUCACUUCUAGUCUGUCAAGGAAUCAGUAACCAUCUCCGGGAGCUUGUAACAAAAUGUCGUUUCACAUUCUGUGUCGUUUUAGUGCAAAUUGAAUCAUUCUAAAUGUAAGCUUUCGCAGCUAUCCACAAUCCAUCCAUCAACCUCUGAAAUCGCCGCAAAAGCAGCUAUUCUAAACUGUUGCCUCGAGCACCACUAGGGUGCCCCUCAGCACAACGACAUGGCUGCAACCAGUGACACCACAAAUCCAAUGGACGAAGGACUACAGGACCUGGGAGUGCCAGUGCCAGUUCAAACAUUCCUCUGGCAGCAGAUAGCCCCAUUCAUCCGGCCAAAGCUCGGCAAGUUACAUGAAGCCAGCUGUAUGUAUUGUCAACAUGCACCUGGACAUCAUGAGCUGAAGGAGGCGUGCAAGUCGUUCGAAAAGUCGCUGGUGCAAAACAUGUUCUAUGGGUUGUCACCAUCGCUCGAAUCGGCACUGAAAUCAAUUCCCCGCUGGAGACUGGUCCAGGCCGCCUUACCGCACGUCAUGCACUGUGCCGGUGCACUCAUGCACAAUCGGGUGAAGGAUUUACAACCGCUGGGGGCAGCCGAGACGAAAAUACUUUACACGCUCCAUUGGAUUUUACUGUUUGCAGCCGAAGAAUGUGCCGACGACGAUUUGGAAGCAAACAAGGAAGUCAAAGCCAAGCAGAGCUAUUUGUUCUCUAUACCCACUAUUUCGCUAUUCGUUUAUUUAUUUGCUCCUAUCGCUCAUAUGCUAAAAGAAUCCGACUUUCAAAACAUUCGACUGGAAAAUGGAUUGAAAAUGUGGCAAGGAAUGUGGGAAUAUCGAGCACCGAACGCUCCCUGUUUUACAGCACCUGUGAAACCCAAAGCACGAAAUUUCCUCAACUCAGUCAGUACAACACCAUCUGUGGAAGUAUUUUCACCAAAAAAACCGGAAACUGCGCAGCACGGAAUCGACUCACCUCCAAGUAUCUCGUUUUCCGAAACUCCUAAACAUGACGACGAGUUGUCCUACAUAUCGUCACCGAAGGACUCCGUAUUUCCCGAAACCAUACCUGAGGAAGCGUCUAGCGUUGAAGAGGAGAGAGUCGUUAUUUUUCAGUUGCCCGUGGGUGGUAAUUUGGCGGAUUCAUCGUUCUAUACUGCAGAUGCCAGUCUGCUGCAUCAAUCCACUAGUCGGAAAGCAGCGAAGCCGAUGCCUUUCGGCGGAAGAGAACGACCAGAUAAAAUAGCGACCAAAUUCGACUUCGACCGGAUUGAUACGUAUAGUAAAGGGGAGGACUCCAAGCCCAAAACAAGUUCUUCUACAGAGCGAGAGUCAUUGGAAACAGACCCAAAAUCCCCACAGUGCACAAAAGGAGACGUCGCAGCGGCUACAUUUCUUGAUGUAGCUGUGCUGCGAUGCUUGUUCAUAUCCCACUGGCAAGAAGACGGAGUGUACUGGAGUUUGCAUUACUUGAAUAACAGACUACGAGACAUCAGCGAAGAAACAUCGAUACCACCUUCGCAGCCAAGACGGCGAUCAAAUUCACUGCCGAUCCCGCAGAUAGAAAUUUCCCUAUACCAAGGGCCAAAUAGUAGCAACCGUGACAGCCCAAGUACGGGAUCGAUCAACAAAGACUACAUAGAGGUACCUGAACCACCGAUCAGUUCACUUCUUAUCGAUUCACCCUAUCAUGAGACGAAGCCGUCCAACGACGAACAAAGCACCCCUACCGCUGAACGCAAGGGCAGCGAGAAAAAGCGACGCGUGAAAAUGGCCGACUUGAGGACACUGAUUGAGACACGGAUUUUGUCCAAGUCUGACCGAGGUCUCGAGAAAAUCGGCCUGGAUGUUGGCGCCAAUGGAAAACGACUACAACAUUUGGAUUCUCAUCGCAGUUUAGAUACAGGAGAGAAACAAUUAUCUAGAUCCGCAUCCAUGAUUUCCCGCGCACCCUCAACCAACCUUGUUAAAGGAAAAAGCAUGCCCAGUCUAAGCUGUCUUCUAGAUAGCGGAUUCCACAGGUAUGUCGAACCACCCAAAGUGAUAAGGAACCCUCAACCACCAGCCAACCCACCACGUCCAGUGCAGCAGACUUCGCGUUACCCGAUCAUCACCGUUACCGAACACACACCGACCCCAUCACCGGAUUAUCUCAAGAGGCAGGGAUCCAUCGAUUCUCAACUGGAUGCGCUCAGCAUUGGAGGCAGCACAGGAGUUUUCAAGAGCCAAAUGCUAAGGUCACACACCGAUUCGCACAUAGGUUAUAACAGCGGAGCAGACGAAACGGAAGCGCCGGGCUCGAGUUUCUACAUUACCAAGGAGGGUGGCAUCGAUUACGAAAUUGUCCUUCUGGCGGUGCACUGUGUAUUCAAGCGCGACUCUAACAUUUGCACUUUACGAGUGCUGGAAACAGGGUUGAAUAUAUGCGAACUGCUGUUGGACUUGGGCGUGUUGAAACUGGGUGAACAUGCCCACACGCUGGCAAUGGGGAUUGUCAAGCGAGCACUGCUACACCUAGGGUGUCCCCAUGGCUGCAACGAUGGAAACCGCGUACCACCUGCCGAAGUGCUACGUACCGCUUGCCAUUCCAUUCUUUCUAGGCUUUUACGGCAAGCCUCGAAGCUAUCGAAAGCCUAUCUCCGAAGCAUGAUAAGGACGACUCAGCUGCAUGAACUCAUCGAAUUCUUCCACGCAUUUGUUGGCUUUUGCGUGGAUCCAAGUUCGCUACUUUCACCACUAAACCAUAAGAGACCAUCUGCCAUAAAAACGCUGACUCCUGACUUUGGCGGUAUAUCAGGCGGACAAGGUGGAUAUGCCACAAACUUUGGAAGUGGCCUAAGCGGAGGAGCAGAAAGCCAGGUCAUUGCUGCCGUGUUCAAGACACUGGUUAGUCGUUUCGUUGACGCUUUGAAGGAUUUGAAAGGUCAGGAAAAUAUUGCUCUGUAUUGUGAUGUCCGCCAGCUGGUAACAUAUGUGAAAGGCGCUCAUGGAGGACCGUUUAGGCGUGUCGCUUUGAGUGGCAUACUGGCAGUCACACCCAGACCUAACAAACAAUUGGCAAACAUGCAAACCACAAGAGUUAUUAGACAUAUUCCGGCCAACGACGCACAAACGUUUCAGCAGGAUGAAAAAAAUCAACGAAAACUGGUGUUCAAGAAGAAAAGCACAUCUUCAACGUGUGCAUUUGUACCACUAUUAUUGCAGAGUUUGUUGGAGACAGAGGGCUUGGAGGAACAUUGCCGAGCAAGUCAGAGCCCUCUUAGCAACUACAGACGUAAAGGGCUACCGACUAGGCCCACGCUGACCCCGAGGCACAGUGAAAGAGCUCUUCUUUCAGAUUCCACUUCAAGCUCGGAACGGAAUUCAGUUGGCAGAAUUAGCGGCAUAGUGCGCUGGUUCCGUGGGUCAAAAGAUCGUGAGUCCAUAGACCUGGAAUCCGGUCCUAUGGGAGGUAGUACUGAAAUUCAGACUUCAUUUAUGAGAAAAGGAUCCCUAACAUUCCAAGCAAGAACUCGAGCCACUGAUGGAAUAGGGAAGUCUAUUCAGCGUGCUCGGAAGCGUGUAGAACGUAGGCUUGGGCGAUUUGGGAUAGGUAAAGGAAAGAAGAAAAUGGGAGGCACCGAAGACACUUCAGGAAGCUAUUUUAGUCAUCGACCGUCACUGGAUAUGGGUGAAGGACCGCGAGAAUCCGAAGUCGUGGUGUUGAAAGAAAGGCGUCUGAUACCGAUAGAUCCUGUACGUGAAGGAAUGGCUAGAUUUUCGUUUUUGCUGGAAACCUGUGCUCCAGGAUCAAUUCCUGAUCCACCAUUGAUUGCCGCUUUGCUAGAACUGCCUCAGGCGCCUAUUGUAGCACGUGCCGCAUUACUAAUGGAAUGUGCCCAUUUCGUACACCUUUGCAAUCGAGGUCAAUGGCCAAGCUGGAUGAAGCAAAAUAUUCCUUCAUUCAGACCGUCGGGACCCGCAUUGGGCAACAGAUCGUCAUUGGCAGCUGGUGCCAGGCGAAUUCACAUUCUACAAAGAGCAGCAGGAAAAAUGUUUCAUCAGUGGGGAGAAGCAUUGGGUUUCCGCUUGGAUGAUAUGUUGAACAAUGAAAAGAAGAACCAUGACCAGGUCAAUGCUAGCCUUGGAGACCCGGAAAAACAAAAACAACUCUUGCAACAAGACGAAGAGGAAGAUUUCCUAGACGAAUUGAGUGUAAAUCCUCGUGGCAACGACUGUCCACCGGCAUUAAAGCUGGUAGCAUGCAUUUUAUUGCUGGAAAUCACUGGGUUCCUCCGAGAGACCUAUCAAACUUUGCCUAAAACAUCUAGAUUGUCCACUAAAGAGAAACAAGUUCCAUGGGAUAAGGUUUGUCGUGAAACCAACCGUCGAUGGUCGAUGGCUCUAAGUUCAAUGGGCCACUCUCAAACGUCUGCCCAAAGUCUACAGUCCAUCGCUGGUCAAACAGAGCGGAAGAUAUCAUUCGUUCUGCAGGAGCCAGAUAACGAAUCGGAGGGCAGUAGCAACACCACUCUUACAAUACAGGGCGAAGAAAUCGUACAACAAGCCCAAAAGCGUUCCAUUACCACUACGAGAAACUUCUUAUUGCGACGUGGAACAUCCACAACACCUGCCGGUGGUUCCUUUAAACGAAGAUCAUUGAAGUUGCGGCGUGCACCCAAGGAUCUGAAGGAUAAUGACGAUUAUCCUGUGAAGCGAACCGACUCGAUACAAUCCCGAAGAAAGGUAUCCUCUUUGUCGGAUCGCAGCGACAAUUCUGAACCAGGUCAAAUUAGCGGUGGUGAAGAAUCACCAGGUAUUUUGAGUGACGACCAACCACCAGAGUCGCCAUGUGAUUCUAAUGAUUCCGAUGAAACUGCAAAGAACUUGCCGUGGCUGCGACCGGUAAUUGCAUUUUUGAACUCAUUCAACUACUACUGUGACCACCAGAACUACUGUCAUCCCUACUGCUAUCGGAGGCAUAUGCGGGCAGCCACACGAUUAGUGAAAGCCGUACGAAAGGUGUACGGAGAAGAAUUUGGCUUGAUUCCCAUGGCGUUCACCCACGUUACAGAAUCAGGGAAGAGCAGUGGUCGGCGAGAUCGAUCCAAACAAGGCCGGAAGGUAUCCGAUCAAAGCUCUUCGCAAACAUCACCAUCACGUAGAAAAGACAGUAUCUCUAAACGCGACAGAAUCAUUCAAGACGAUUCAGAGCCAAAUACGUCACAGUAUUCACAGCGCACUGAUGAGAGCAAGAAAUCUCAAGAAUCCCCAUUGAUUAUGAAGUACAUAAAAAAUCACGUGCGAGAUAUGUUCCAUGUGCCAAUAGCAACCCUUGUGAAGGGAGCUUCCGUACUGACCGAGGAACAAUUCAUAGAAGUUAUACCGGUAGCGUGGGAACUUUUACUCGAAUCCAACCAAGAAGUAUCGGCAGCCUCGGCCGCUUUGUUCAUCUUGGCCUCGGUCAAAGCACCUACCACAGCAUCCGAACUGAUGCAGCGUGCCAUGAAGCAUAAGAAUCCGAACGUACGCGUGGAAGCCAUGCUUAGAUAUCAUGUACUGUGGAAAAAUCGCUUCCAAGUGUGGCCCCGAAUGGAGGAAGGAGCUCAUCUAUCUUUCAAAGUGCCGCCACCCGGCAUCGAGUUUACACUUCCUUCGCCUAAGAUUGGCAUUGAGAGUUUGCCCGUGGUCGAUCCGCCUUGGAGUCCUCGCCAACAAAAUAAGGACAUGGAAGUGACGCUAAACCAGGAGAGACAUCGAUCCCUAGUCACGGCGACCAAAACUCGCAAAAAGCAACAAACGGAAGCGAUACGGCACGCCAUCCAGCAGCAAGAAGAUAAGCAACGCUCCGAGCGGCAAAGUUUCCUCAUCACCACUAUCCCAAUCACACAGCAGGCAGCAUACGAGCCAGGUCUCGAUCAUGGCCCUGGCGAGGAUCACAUAGAAGAGGAAGAGGAUGGCGCCCGAUCAGCGAUCCACAUGCAUGCCGCCCACUCUGUCUUCCCCUCGUGUUUGUGUUCUUCGGUAAUGCAAAUCGUGGCCUGUCUCGAUGAUGCCGCUGUCAAUGCAGACGGUCAAGCCGUCUACGAGACAGCCUACCAAGUCAUUUGGAUAUGUCUGGUGGAGGAUUCGGCCCUAUUUUUGCGAUACGUGCUCGAAAGGCUUACCAGAGACCACCAGGAUCAGAUGUUCAAAUUGCUGCGACAUUUGAUUCGUUUCGUGCCCAGACUGCCACAGCAAGCAGCGUUUGCACUGUAUAACUACAUCAUAGGAUAUGUUAUGUUCUAUGUUCGAUCCACACACGAGUGCAGUCAACAGUUGGUAGGAUCAGCUUUAUCAGUGUUGUGGAUGGUGGUGCACAGCGUACAUGGCAUAAUGUUCAAAGACUUAAAACAGAUCUUAAGGAAAGAGCAGUGUGAUGCAUCUAUUCUUUUGACUGCCAACGUACCGUCUGCCAAAAAGAUUAUCGUUCAUGGACCAGAAGAUGAAGGAGGUAUACCAUCUCAGUUCCCAGUUCAGGAGGAUACCCAAUUUACUCAGCUGCUGACAGAGUCGCUAGAUUACUUCGGUAUCGACGAAAAGAAGCUCAACCAAUUCGUACUGGUGGACUACAAAACGCAACAGAUAUUGAAUCCCAACUGGUACGUGCGAGAUUGGUACUUCUUUAAACGGUCACAAUAUCCACAGCUAAAGUUAAUCGAAAUGAAACCAGAAGAAGCUUUCAAUGCACUACAGAAACAAGAAUUGUACAAAAAGUUUGUGGAAAUCGGGAAAGUGCAUUUGACCUGGGCAAUUUUGAAGAACGUCGACAUGGUCGUACAGCGAGUGGUAUUCCUACACGAGGAACUCAUGAAGUUACCAUCGUUUCCGAGAAAGGCUUUGGAGGUGGAUUUGGACCUUCACCAAGGAGGAGAGUUCGGGAAAGAAUUGCUUGGACUGGACGUGCUGCACAAAUUCAUGUGGGUGCGGCUUAUUGCCAGAAUGUUCGAAGCAAUGGCUGGUAACUUUGCAUAUUCUGCGGAUAUUCAGUUGUUCUUGAAUGUGCUUUCUGGCGCUGCAUUGUUGCAUUCAGAAGAUUCGUGCAUCAUGCGAUAUGUCACUGCAACUUUCAUCAACGCAGCCUUUAAUUUUAAGAACAUUUUCUCCACAAACGGAUAUUUUAUGAUAAUGCCUACAUUGCUGCAAGUCUAUUCACUACACCAAACGAACAAAUUGGUAACGACCACGAUAGAAUACGCCGUAAAACAGUUCUACCUGCUUAAUCGGAAACCCUUCAUUCUGCAAAUGUUCGGUUCGGUAUCGGCUAUUCUCGAUACGGAUGAAGAUGGUAUUUAUGGUGAAGCCCACAAGGUGCAGUCCAGUUGCCUGUUCAACCUGUUGCUGAGCUUGGAGACACCUUCGCCAGAUCCCUUGAACAUUGCUGAGUUGGUCAAAGAACCCAAACCUUUGAAGGCUAUUGAUUUCUGCUAUCACGACGAAGACGAGAUGGUAACUGUGUUGGACUGCAUAACUCUAUGUGUCAUGGUUGUGUCGUAUUCAGCCGAGAGUACCAGAGGUUAUCAGAUGCUGAUAAUUUUGGAAGCAAUUCUACCUUGCUAUAUGCAACAGAUCCAAUCGCCAAGCUAUGUUCCGCUUGAGGGAAAAUGUGAAAGAGACAUAAUCUUACAGUUGGCUGUUGCGAUUAGAACCAUGGUACACAAUUGCGAAGGACUUUCAAAGAGCUACAACGGACCGUUCCGCAACAGCCCGGAACACAAAGGAUCCAGUCAGAGAAACUGUUCCCGAGGACCACCUUGCUCACCUGGUCUCGAUUUCGAGGAAGACUCACACUCCAAAUAUGUCAGUGAUGUUGGCCGAACCAAGAUUCUGAACGAGUCCGUCGAAGACUCGGAAACCAUUAGAGCAGAGUACCGUAGACCCCGCGAUGUACUGCUGUCCGUAGUGGGCGAGUUUAUAACUCGUUCCACCACUCGGUUGAAUGAACUUUCACGGAAGCAAGGAGAGAGCAAACCGGUGGAACUCCUGGAUGUCAAAUGCCAUGUACGCUUGGCGGAAAUAGCUCAUUCCUUGCUAAAAGUUUCCCCGUACGAUCCAGAAUCGAUGGCCUGCCGAGGGCUACAGCGCUAUAUGCUGUGUAUUUUCCCCCGAGCUGAAUGGGCUGAUGAUCAUGGGAUGAAGCCGACCUUGGUCACCAUCUUACGCAGAUUGGAUAAGGUAUUUCUUAAGAUAUCCAAGAAGACUUCAGUGAGGCGCAACACUGAUUGGGAGGCUGCAGCCGGUCUGCUAAAAGGAGUAUACGAAUCCAUCGUUCGCUAUCCACAUGUUCUGCAAUGGCGGGAGAUGAAGUCACUGCUGACAACCAUUCAGAAUCUCAUCGUCAACGAACCCGGGAACUUCCCUGAAGGAGUGUCCAGCGCCGGAGCAGCUCUGAUGUCCAAGAGUCCACCAGCGUUCUUCUGUUCGCAGGUCGUGCGUUUGGUUGCCCUACAGGUUGUUAGCCCAGUGGACUCUAUGACGCUCGGGUUGGAACAAAUUUGUGGUGGAAACGCUGAAUUCCCCACUCAAGAAAAAGCCGAAGCAUUUUUGAUGCAUCUACUGAUGCCUUUAUGCCUCAAAGUUUGCAGUGGACGUAGCAUUUCCGAUAUCGGCGAACUCAAACAGUCUGAUAUAUCAUUCCUGGUUACGGCGGUUCUCAAUGCUAUGAGUCCCGUAGCUGGCCGAACUGCUCAGAUGCCGCAAAGCAAUCGAACCGGAGCAGACAUCCGUGCUGGAUCGCUGACCUUCACCGGAAGUCGUGAUGCUAAGCGGCCUGCAAAGAUUUCGAACUCUCUUUACCAGGCUACAUUUUUAGCGCUGCGUGUUCUGUGUAUUUGCUUCGAAUCUAGACUCUCGCAUGAAUGGCCCCGUAUUGUUCGGGUUAUGCGAGACUUGGGGCGACGCAACGAGGCUGCUCCGGAGCUGUGGAGUUUCUUAGAGUUCGUUGUAACCCAGAGAACCCCACUGUAUAUUGUUCUGAUGCCCUUCAUAUUACACAAGAUUUCCCAACCUCCAAUUGGAGAUCAUGAGCGGCAUAUGCAAUUUUUAAUUAGAGAGCGAAUGAGAGGUAUGGCAGCACCUGGAGGAGUAAAGUCAAGAGGUGCCAUUUUAUUGGAGUUGGCCAGAGAAAUCAGGGACCUGCGUGAAGAAUUGGAGGAAAAACGAUACGAUCGAGAUCCAGUGCCACAGGAAGCACCACGGCGCGAAACUUCGAACGUUCCAAUUCCUCAAGAGCUACCGAAGCACCAGCAGCGUCCAUCACUUAUUUCCAUGUUUACUGGAGGCCCACAAGCGCCGAGUUUCUCGUCGUUCCAACAAGAUUCUCGCAGUGGAACCGGGGUGUGUACCCCAAGCGAUACACUGUCCCAGCAAACGUUACAUGCACCUAGAGGUGAAUCGCUAUCCAGCUCCACAACUACCACCAAUAAGGAUAUCAUGAUGGCAGACAAUCAAAGCGGUGAUGGAAUCACGCUAACACCUGUGAAUGUCCCGGAAGGAUCAGUGAUUCGUCAGGUUCCUUUAUCGAGCAUUCUUACAGAAGGUGGAGCUCCCUUGCUUUCUCACUCAAUAUCCAUGCAACCAUCCAGUAAAGUUCAGCCUCCUAAACUCCGGUUUGUAUCUUCGGUUGAGUUCAAAACUUCCUCAGGUGAAACUUCUACAACGCCGCUCUCACCGGAUAGUUUGGCAGAUGAAAGUUCGGGGGAUAACCAGAAACACCGUCUACAACGCUCCCGUGCUCAAAGCCGCAAAACAUUCCGCUGUCGCCGAGGAACAACCCGCGGUAAUAAUCAUGGAACAGAACCUCAUCAGCCUCCACCGGUGUCAUCAGUGGUAGGCAGUCAUGCUCCGCCCACUGUUCCCAGUGAAUCACAUGAAAUCAUAAACAAAAACAUAACCGCGAUUGGGGAUCUUUCUUGGGACUCCGUAUCACAAACGUCGUCCACUUCGGGAUACCGUGACAACUAUAGUCUACAAACAGGGCUACUUUCACCGGACGGUUCACUGACCGGGACCGCCCUCGGUGGUCGCUCGUCCUCACAGCACUCGUUGUUGAUGCUGUUCGAAACGCAGGACGAAGAUACGUUGAUUUAAAACAUUUUAUAUACAUAUUACCAACGUUGUGUAUGUUUUUAAACGAUUUUAAUGCAGAUUUUAACCCUUUUCACCGUUAGUUGUUAUAGUAUUGUCAGAUUUCUUGAAACGUAAACACCGCGCGGUCGUUGAAAUGUUUCAAAAAGGGGCUUUGCACAAAAGUUCACGCGGUCUAUCGUUUUCGAAAGGAACAGCCGCGCCGUAGGAAACGCCGCAAUGUUAUUUCCCAUAAGCAUGAAGUAAA